Molecule: messenger RNA, 873 nt
Organism: Lotus japonicus
Lineage: Eukaryota; Viridiplantae; Streptophyta; Magnoliopsida; Fabales; Fabaceae
Exons: 3
Coding region: 171-536 (121 amino acids)
Biological process (GO): ribosomal large subunit assembly; translation
Cellular component (GO): ribosome
Molecular function (GO): rRNA binding; structural constituent of ribosome
Source: RefSeq, a predicted model, not a curated record
UUAGCUCAAUAGGGUUCACUUUGUCACCAACACUCUCACUCUUCACAGCCUCUCUCGUCGGACACAGAUCGCCGCCGCGCCUCCGUGCUUCCGGCCACCACCGCCGCCGCCUUCAUCAGUGACCUACCAAGCGGAAAUCACCAAUUACAGCAAUCUCACAAGGGUAGAAAAUGAAUAAGGAUAAGAUUUUCAAGCUGGCAAAGGGGUUUAGGGGAAGAGCGAAGAAUUGCAUAAGAGUAGCAAGGGAGAGGGUCGAGAAGGCGCUGCAAUAUUCCUACAGAGACCGCCGCAACAAGAAGAGGGACAUGCGUGGCCUUUGGAUUCAGCGGAUCAAUGCCGGUACCCGCCUUCAUGGUGUCAAUUACGGAAACUUCAUGCAUGGGUUGCUGAAGGAGAAUAUCCAACUUAACAGGAAAGUGCUCUCAGAGUUAUCCAUGCAUGAACCGUACACUUUCAAGUCGCUGGUCGACAUAUCCCGAAAUUCAUUUCCAGGAAACAAGAAUGUGGUGAUCCCUCCAAGAAAGGCAGCCAUUUAGAGCAUUUGGCACUUUAGCAAACAUUUAGAAGUAGUUUAUGUUAGCCUUUUCAACUAUUUUGAAGAUUUCUGGUUUAGCACGCUACAAAUGAUCAUCACCUGGAGCCUAUGUUUGAUGGGAAGAACCUUCGUCUUUAACUGAGGCUAUAUGGUUCAUAUGCUAUCUUUAGUUUCCGUGAAAAAUAAAAAAAUUCUUUUUUUUGUCAACAAAGAUUUCUUGUGAACAUUUACAGAACUUGUUCUAAACCUAGAAUUGCCUGUUAAAAUUAGGAAGAACAAUCAUAUGGUUCUAGACACACCCUCAGUUUUUUUUGGUAAUGAUAAGUUGUGGUUGCUCU